Molecule: messenger RNA, 963 nt
Organism: Grosmannia clavigera kw1407
Lineage: Eukaryota; Fungi; Ascomycota; Sordariomycetes; Ophiostomatales; Ophiostomataceae
Product: inositol monophosphatase
Exons: 2
Coding region: 1-963 (320 amino acids)
Biological process (GO): signal transduction; phosphatidylinositol phosphate biosynthetic process; inositol metabolic process
Molecular function (GO): inositol monophosphate 1-phosphatase activity
Source: RefSeq, a predicted model, not a curated record
AUGGCCGAUAUCAACCUCCAGGACGUGCACGACACGUUGGUGGCAAUCGCCUUUGAGGCUGGGAGCAAGAUUCUUGCAGCCGACCCCAACAACAUUCCCAAAGGAACGAAGCUGAACUCGGUCGACCUCGUGACGGAGGCAGACCAGGCCGUCGAGCGGCUAGUGUCGACGAAGCUGCGGGAAAAGUACCCCGACUUUGACUUUGUCGGCGAAGAAACAUAUGUGGCUGGCGAGACGCGGGUGACGGAUGCGCCGACGUUUGUGGUGGACCCGAUCGACGGUACGACCAACUUUGUUCACGGCUUUCCGCACGCAUGCAUCAGCCUGGGCUUUGCCGUUGGCCGGCAGCCGGCGGUCGGCGUCGUCUACAACCCCUUUCUCGACACGCUGUACUCGGCCGUGCAGGGCGGCGGCGCCUUUAUGCAGCGCAACGCCUCGCUGGCCCGCGACGACAGCAUCGACAGCAGUCUGCGCAGCCGCAUCAGCAGCCGCCAGCAGCUGCCGCUGGUCGGCCGCGGCGACAGUGCUUCCGCGCCGCCGCUGCAUGGUCUCGGCACCGCUCUCGUGGCCGUCGAAUGGGGCUCCGAUCGCCAGGGCGCCAACUUUGACAUCAAGGUCGAGACAUACCGCCGCCUCGCUGCCGCCACCGAGCCGAACACGCCCAAUGCCAUGGUCCACAGCCUGCGCUCUCUCGGCUCGGCCGCGCUCAACCUGUGCGCCGUCGCCACCGGCCAGCUCGACGCCUACUGGGAGGGCGGCUGCUACGCCUGGGACGUCUGUGCCGCCUGGUGCAUCCUGACCGAGGCUGGCGGCAUCAUGGCUAGCGGCAAUUCCGGCUGCUGGGACCCGGCUCUGGACAGCCGGGUGUAUCUGGCCGUGCGUGGCGCGCCAGCAGGUCAGCGGGCCAUUGUCGAGGAGCUCUGGGGCGUUCUCGGCGACAGCAAGAUCGUGUACAAGCACUAG